AACAACAACAACAGCAACCUGUUCAAGAUAUACGGGAUGUGAAUAAUCAACAAUUACUUCAGGAACAAAUGGCCAUUGAUACUUUGUUGAAUGCAAUGCAGGUCAUGAAUCCACCUCAAGCAGCUCGAGAACAAGGCGUAGAACGUAUUGGAAAUCCAUUAGAUCAUUUAAGAGAUGAAUUAGAAGAGGAUCGAUGGCCUACAGAUGAUGAUGAUGAUGAGGAGGAGGAGGAAGAAGAAGAGGAAGAACAGAUGCCUCCUUUAAUAGAUCAACAAAGACUAAAUGAAGCUGCUAUUCAACGAUUACUUCAGAAUAACAACAACAAUGAUAUUCUGGCUGCUUUUGAACGUGAACUACUGCAAAACAGACAAGCAGAAAAUAUCAACAAUAGGCAGGAAGAAGACGAAGAACCUUUAGAUGUAGGGGAUGAUAUGAAUGGUGUCCUUGAAGCCAUUGGUCUUCGAGGUAAUCCUUGGAUGCUUGUACAGAAUUCUGUCUUGAUGUCUUUGAUGAUCAGUUUAUGUCUUGGUGUUGCUGUCUGGAUUCCUUAUGUGGUUGGUCGAUUGGUGAUCAUGAUUCGCCCAAUUACAUUUGUAGAAACACCCAUUUAUCUGAUGCGAUUGAUAACAGAUCCAUUGGUUGAUUUUGUAUUGGAUUUAGUGAUGCCUUUUAUAUGGACACAAGUCAAACCCUUGGUGCCUCAACAGAUUCAGUCUGCUUUAGAAGGUAUUCAGACACCCAUUCAGAUAACCAAUGGCACCACCGAAGAAGGUGUGUCUGUCAUUCAAGAGAGAUUAGAAGCCAUGGGCACAGUUGCCUUGACACGAUGGCAUGGAUUUGCAACAGGUCAAACUGGGUUAGACCGUAGCAUAUGUAUCUUGGUAGGCUACCUUGUGCUGAUCUCACUCGGUUCUUGGUAUUUACACGGUCAUCGUCGUCAUCGUCGAAGCAGUGGGAGAAACAACACAGAGACAUUGAGUGAUAUGAUUCGACAACAAGGUAUUUUCCUCAAGGUGCUUUUCUUUAUCUUGAUUGAGCUGAUCGUGUUUCCUACUGUCUGUGGUUUCUUGCUUGAUUUGGCUACAUUGCCCUUGUUCAAUGGCUCGAUUGAAUCCCGUUAUGGAUUUCAUCUCAAGAGUCCUUAUUCUUCUUACUUUUUGCAUUGGUUUUUGGGAACAGGCGUCUUGUUCUAUUUUGCGAUUUUCAUUACCGUCUGUCGUGAGAUCAUUCGUCCUGGUGUGAUGUGGUUCAUUCGAGACCCUAAUGAUCCUCAAUUCCAUCCUGUUCAAGAAAUGGUCGAACGUCCAUUCCCUAAUCUGUUGCACAAGAUCAGUCAGUCUGCUUUGAUCUAUUCUGUGAUGCUUGUUUUUGGCGUGGGUACUGUAACCUACAGUUUGGGUUAUACAGGCAUGGUGUUUCCACUUCGAUUGCCUUUCAAUACGCCUCUGUCUACAUUAGCCAUUGAUCUGUUGAUGAUCCAGUUCUUGAUGCCACCUUUGAUGCGACUGAUCAAACCCCGUGAUUACUCUAAAAAGGUACUCGAUCUAUGGUGGCAUAUGGCCUGUCGACAAUUACGUUUGACAUCGUUUAUGUUUAAUGAACGCAAACCCGAUGAAGAAGGCCGAUUUGUCUAUAGAACAUGGAAGGCUUGGUUGACAAGACAAGUGCCUCAGUUACCAGAGGAUGAUGUGGCUAUUCAAGAAGGGGAUGUCAUCUUUCAACCUGAUGGUAUGUUUUUGCGUGUACCUAAAUAUGAUAGCGUACCUGUGGAUCCUAAACGUCGCAUGUUGGUGCCUGUGGAUCCUGUGAGUUUAGAAGCAUUGGAUGAACAAGAGCGAGGUCGAUUGCAUCCUGCUGCUGCUGAUACGAUGGAUGAAUCUCAAAGUACUGUAGUUGUCUAUGCUCCUCCUCGGUUCAAGCAAAGACUGAUUGUUUUCUUGCUCUAUAUGUGGUUCUCUAUCUCUUUAUUGACUUGUUCAGUGACUGUUGUGCCUUUGCUUGUAGGCCGUGGCUUAUUUUACUAUUGGCUUGCACCUGGAUCCCCUGUCAAUGAUUUGUAUUCUUUUGGGCUUGGUAUCUAUGUCAUGGUGGGUAUAGCCAUCUUGAUUCGUUGGAUCCAUGAUGCUUACCUCACUCCCAACAUGAUGACGUAUAUCAAAGACAAGUUGACUAAGUUGGCCAAGUUUUGUUACUUGAGUGUCACUUUGGGUAUGUGGAUACCUUUUCUUUUAGGUGUUGCUGUGGAUCUUUUUGUUUUUAUGCCGAUCCGUAGUUCAAAUACAGACACUGGUUUAGUGAUUCAUGUAUCUCAGAAUUGGUCUUUUGGUGUUGCCUAUAUGAGUAUUAUACAUCAUGUGAUUCAUGUGCUUCCCGCCAAUAAUAGAAUUCGUCAAUAUUAUACUGAAUUCAUGGGGGAUGGAAUGAUGCAGGCUCACUUGUGGAAUAUCACACGUUCAGUGAUUGUUCCUGUGACAAUGUGUGCACUACUUGCUAUUAGUCUGCCUGCUAUCGUGUCUUGGGGCAUGGUACACAUGUUGGAUACUCCUUCACUGUUGAUGAUGACAAGAUAUACUUAUCCCAUCAUGUUUGGUAUCAUCAUGAGCCUAUUAUUGGGUUGGUUAGGCAAAAGACUGAUGUCUCUAUGGUUACAGUCUGUUCGAGAUGAUACUUAUCUAAUAGGCAAACGAUUGCACAACUUGUAAUAUAUAUAUAUAUAUAUAUAUAUAUAUAUAUAUAUAUAUACAU
This is a messenger RNA of Gilbertella persicaria, 2745 nucleotides long. RefSeq lists its product as uncharacterized. The record is from RefSeq and is a predicted model, not a curated record. NCBI's taxonomy places the organism in Eukaryota, Fungi, Mucoromycota, Mucoromycetes, Mucorales, Choanephoraceae. Gene Ontology annotation, cellular component: endoplasmic reticulum membrane. Bases 69 to 2702 code for a protein of 877 amino acids. The transcript is spliced from 6 exons.